Molecule: messenger RNA, 6631 nt
Organism: Mya arenaria
Lineage: Eukaryota; Metazoa; Mollusca; Bivalvia; Myida; Myidae
Exons: 18
Coding region: 56-1204 (382 amino acids)
Source: RefSeq, a predicted model, not a curated record
AGUAAAGAGGAAGUUAUUAAGACGAGUAAUAUCUCAUAAUAAACCGUCAGUAAAAAUGGCUACCUCUGACCAACAAUGUUUGGAUUUAAAGGAUACUUUUGGAUCAAAAUGCCAUGAAGAACGAAAGAAUUCGAGACUCGGAAAAAGAACAGAAGAAGAAAUAAGAGAGGAGCAUCGGACUUUGAGGGUGUUACACAAACUCGAGGGACUCGAGGAACAUCAAAACCAGCUUUUCAAGGUCGUAACAUCAAUAGAACGCGUAGUAUGCAGAACAACGUCAGAGGAGGGUCAAGAGAUUGAUAAUCAUUCCCACGACCAGAGUCAAACAAGUCAUCUUAGUGUCGACGCAAACAGCCUUACACAGGAACAGAUAUCCCUCCAGCUAGAUGAGAAGAAUCAAAAGAUUGAAAACUUGAAUGAAACAGUUGAAGAACAUAAAGGGCAAAUAGUCGUUUUGAAAGGUGAAGUCAAACAGCUCUCGGAAGAAAGGGAUCAGUUAAGUGGAGAUAGUGAGACAAACAAGGCAAGGAUAGAAGAACUUCAAACGAAGGUUACAGUCAAAACUGAAAAGAUAAAAGAAAUCAAAAAAGAAAAGAGUGCCUUAAUAAAAAGUAUUGAGGAAAAUCACGGUGCUGUAAAACAGCUUACGAUACAACUGAAUUAUAAGACUAAUUUGGCACAGCUACAAUGGGAAUUGCAUAAGCUGAGUGACACAGCCGAGCAGAACAGUAUUCUAAAAGAAAGAUGUUCAAUUGUGGUGGAAGAGCUAGCGAAAAAAGAUGUUGAAAUAGAAGAUUUAAAAAGAGAAAGGGAAGAUGUAUAUGCCGAGAUGAACGCACAAAGAAUUGGUCGAGAAGAUCAUUCCAAGGAGCUGCAACAGAAAACAGACGAAAAUGGCAUUCUACGGAACCAACUGUCCGAAAAAGAAACCAGAACAAAAGUCGAACUUGAAGAAGCAUCAUGUGAAAUGGCUAAAGUCCUUGAAAAAUUGGCUAGUGCAGAGUCUGCAUUAUUGGCGGGAGCUGAAGCAUCCAAAAUCACUGCAAAAAAACAAGAAGAGUUAGAUUUAGCAAAAAAGGAAAUCGAGCAACUCAGAAAAGCAAUCAAACGAGAAGAUGAUGAGAAGGAAAAAAAGACAGUCGAGCUAGACGAAACAUCAUUGGAAAUAACUUCCCUUGAUCCUCAACCGGAACAGUCUUCGUAAGAUGCAGGGAAGGAGUUUAUCAACUGGACAGGGUUUUGCAAAAUGGGCUGUCUCUUGCACGAAGGCUCCCACGAGGAGUUUGCCUCGAAUUUAAUAGCGUUUUAUUUUAUUACUUUAAAACGUUUCGAGUACGGGUCAAUGACGUCAUUUCAAUGUUCAGUGUGAUAUGCCCCGUUAUGGUUAAUGGAACCAUUAGAAAAAGCUUAUUUGUGAAUAUCAGUUAUUUUACAACCCUUUUGUAUAUACUGAUUAUCCAGAAUUGUACUUUGGUCUUAAUUGGUUAAAUUUGUUACUCUACUUUUUGAUUUUGAAUUUCACUUGAUGUCCGUUCGUUGUUGAUCACAUCCUUGUAACACCCUCUUUAUCAAAAAAAAUCUUGAAAAACGCCAGGCAUUUUCGUUUAUUAAGCCGUCCUGGAAAACCCAAGUUGAUUUCCACAUGCAAGGUAAGUCGCUUGCGACAACGCACCAAUUCUUAUCAAUUUAUUGUGUUGUUUAUCUUAUUAAAAACUAGGGGUUGAUGUCAUUAUCGGGUAUGAACGCAAUUGGGCUGGUCAAAGUGUGUGGAGGCCUUUCAGUAAUCCUUUCUUACCCAUUCUGUAAAUAGAACGACCCGACUGAAACUGGAAACAUUUUUUUUCAAAUGACGUCACCAUAACGCGGGAAAAGAUCAACCACUUGAAAUCACUUUUAAACGUAAAAGUGAAACACUUAUGGCAAUAAUACAUUUAAAUAUAAUAAAUUAACACUUUCUAAAAUGUUGAUUUAUAUUAUACGGUACCUUCUGACACAAUGCAAACAAUAACAAGAUCAAUAGUUUUCAUGUAGAUUGUUAUGCGAUGAAUUGCGAUCCGAACAUAUCCGAAGAUGUUGGGUUCAUCGAUUGAUAAACGCAAUUGCCGAAAGGCAGUUCAUUUAAGGAAUGGAAGUUGAGGUGUAAAUAUUUAAGGAAUGAAUCGCGGGCUUGAUGUCAUUAUCGGGGUAUGAACGCAUUUGGGCUGGUCUAAGUGUGUGGAGUCCGAAGGACUCCUCGCGUACUUUGACCAGCCCAAUUGCGCUCAUAUCACCGAUAAUGACAUCAAGCCCGCAAUUCGUUACUUAUAUUUACACCAGUAUUUCAUUAUUUCAUUAAAAAGUUAUAAUAAAUACUUCAUUUCAUUUAAGAAAACAUUUCAAUCAUCCUUUCUUACCCAUUCUGUAAAUAGAACGACCCGACUGUAACCGGAAACAUUUUUUUCAAAUGACGUCACAAUAACGCGGGAAUAUAUCAACCACUUGAAGUCACUUUUAGACGUAAAAUUUAAACACGCUUGGCAACAAUACGUUUAAAAUGUAAUGAAUUAACACUUUCUAAAUGUUGAUUUAUAUUUUACGGGACCUGCUGACACAAUACAAACAAUAAAAGAUCAAUAGUUUUCAUGUAUAUUGUAAUGCGAUGAAUUGCGAUCCGAACAUAUCCGAAGAUGUUGCGUUCAUCGAUUGAUAAAGCAAUUGCCGAAAGGCAGUUCAUUUAAGGAAUUAAAAUUGAGGUGUAAAUAUUGAUAUUUUAGCAACGGAUAUUUUACAAACUUUAAUCGUUACAUUUUGCGAACCAGCAUUUGCGGAACUUCAUAUAUGUGAAUGACAAUGACAUCCAUUUGACGUCGUGUUACUUUGAAAAUAACGUUAUUGAUACCAAAAGUAUAUAUCUGUUAACGUACAGUUUAGUGCCGAUAUUACAUUUAUAUUGAAGGCGGCGAUUGUAACGACAACUGACGUAACAGUGAAAAAUGUCAUAUACGGUUGCGGAGGAUACAGUAAUAGUGCAUAUCAAGAAAUUGGCGUCCGUUGCGUAAGUUAAAGAUACAGCACAGAUUGUGGCGACGGCGCUUAUUUGCGGAGGCUGUAGUAGCAUAAUCGAUCGUGUAGACAGCGUUGAGUGUUGAGUCUAAAGUAGCAGUGCCAAUCGUGGUGACGGCAUUGUGUGUGGAGGCUGAAGUAGCAGUGCCGAUCGUGGUGACCGACUUGUGUGUGGAGGCUGAAGUAGCAGUGGCAAUCAGGGUGACGGCGAUGUUUGUGCAGGCUAAAGUAGCAGCGCCAAUCGUGGUGACGGCGUUGUUCGUGGAUCUCGAAGUAGUAGCGCCAAUCACGGUGACUGCGCUGUGUGUGUAGUCUAGAGUAGCAGUGCCGAUCGUGGUGACGGCGUUGUGUGUGGAGGCUGAAGUAGCAGCGCCGAUCUUAGUGACGGCGUUGUGUGUGCAAGCUGAAGUAGCAGCGCCGAUCGUGGUAACUGCGUUGAGUGCGAUGGUUGUAGUAGCAGCACCGAUCGUGGUGACGGCGUUGUGUGUGGAGGCUGAGGUAGCACUGUGAAUCGUGGUGAUGGCGUUGUGUGUGGAGGCUGAUGUAGCACCGUCAAUCGUGGUGACGGUGUGGAGGCUGAGGUAGCACCGUCAAUCGUGGUAACGGCGUUGAGUGCGAUGGUUGAAGUAGCAGCGCCGAUCGUGGUUACGGCUUUGUGUGUGGAGGCAGAGUAAGCAGCGCCCAUCUUGGUGACGGCGUUGUGUGUGCAGGCUGAAGUAGCAGCGCCGAUCGUGGUGACGGCGUUGGGUGCAAUGGCUGAAGUAGAUGCGCCGAUCGUGGUGACGUCGUUGUGUGUGGAGGCUGAAGUAGCAGCGCCGAUCGUUGUGACGGCGUUGUGUGUGGAGGCUGAGUAAGCAGCGUCCAUCUUGGUGACGGCGUUGUGUGUGCAGGCUGAAGUAGCAGCGCAGUACGUGGUGACGGCGUUGUGUGUGCAGGCUGAAGUAGCAGCGCCGAUCGUGGUGACGUCGUUGUGUGUGUAGGCUGAAGUAGCAGCGCCGAUCGUGGUGACGGCGUUGUGUGUGCAGGCUGAAGUAGCAGCGCCGAUCUUGGUGACGACGUUGUGUUUGGUGGCUAAAAAUGGCAGCGCCGAUCAUUGCGACGGCGUUGGUUGCGUGGUCUGAUUGAACAGCAUUGAUAGUGUUAUUAGACAGAGUUUAUGUCGGACUCCAAGGUGUCAAUAUUAUAUCUAUUUUGUAAGCUUGUUUCUUCUUCGCAUUGACGAAACAUUACGCACGCCGUAAUAUGUAUAUCGUUUUCUGACGUAGUAGCGACACUAACAGUGACAGAGUAAUAAUUACGCUUAAGGCGUUUAGGUGACAUUGUUUCUUAUCACUAACGUAUCAAAAAGACGGUUCUUUUUACCGUAACAGCCAAGUUAACGUAACGCUUACAUGUGUACCGCGUAAAAGACGCUAACGAAAAUAGAUUUUGUUUAAUGCUGUAUUUAGUGUUGUGACUAGAAAAAUGGAAACCAUUUUAACACUGUCCAUUUUAGGUCAGCUCGUAAAUAAUUAUGAUACAGUGAGCUCUAUGCAGUCUCAAGAAAUAUAUAAAAAACAAAAUGUUGAAUGCAUCAAUUUUACAAUAAACUCAUUACUUUGAUUACUUAUACAAUAUACACUAGCGGUUGAACGAGUUCAAUAAAAACAUUACACUCAUAAACCAUGCAUAUUUAUUCAUAUUUUGGAAAACUUUAACUUUAUUAAAAUGACUUACAUAACAAUAUGUAUAUUUCAAUAGUUCUAUUACUUAGAUCUUUGUUAAGAAAUUAACUAAGCGUAUAAAAUAUAGCAAUUAUGCAACGUUGAGUUUCAUUCGAUAAGUAUCAAAUAUAUACAGUCGAAAUUUGUUAUGUCGACUUUUUUUGGACCUACGAGAUAAAAAAAGACAUAAAAGAAUAUUGAUACAUUUACGACGAUUUCGUUUAUCUUACCGUGCUUCCGUGUCAAUGAUUUCAUUCACAAAACCCUUAAAUGUGUAAAAACCUUACAUGUAACCACUUAUCACUGGAUGAAAUACUUACGAAAAAACAACAGAAACAAGCUCAGUAGCCAAAAGUUUAAACAUAAACCCCCCACACAAAUAGGGUAAACGCCAAAGACAUAUAACACAAAAAAUCACAAACAAGAAACAUGGAACAACAGCACAAACUCUUAAAACAACACAGAUGCAUAUGAACUACAUAAAACACUAGGAAUGUUUAUCAAGGAGAGUUCGGUACCGCCUUGGAAUGGUCAGUAAAAUGUAAAUUACUGGGGGUUUACACCAGUUUUCAUGCACAAACCUCACUCUUAUCCCAACAAUCCUGAAUAAAGAAAUGUUCUUCGGCUCGAAAGAGACAGUCAUUAUUGAUAACUGAAUGAGGGAACAUUGGAUUGUAAAGCCAAACAUAUGUGUAUGACAAAGUGAGCAUUUGAACAUAUCAUAUUCAUUAUAAUAUUGAGGCAUUGCAGACAAUGUGUUGCAUAGAAAUAAAAACAUACUUAAGCAUUUCAAAUGUCAUUCAUAUGUAUCUAUGAUCAUGUAUUUCAUGUUUGUUGUUAUUUUGAUCUUUUGGUUUUGGGUUUCGCCACAAACGCUAUGAAAAAUACAUGUAUUGUAAAAAAAAUAGUAUGAGUAUGAAAUCCUUUUUUUCGCACCACCCGUCCAACAUUUUUUUCAAAAAAAUCCGUUAACCAAUUAAUAAAAAAUGGCCUUAUGUUUGGUGCUUUUAAUGACUACUUUUAGUUUAUGUUUUCACAGAUGUUCAAUUGUGGAGGAAGAGCUAGCAAAAAAAGAUGUUGAAAUAGAAGAUUUAAAAAGAGAAAGGGAAGAUGUAUAUGCCGAGAUGAACGCACAAAGAAUUGGUCGAGAAGAUCAUUCCAAGGAGCUGCAACAGAAAACAGACGAAAAUGGCAUUCUACGGAACCAACUGUCCGAAAAAGAAACAAGAACAUAAGUCGAACUUGACGAAGCAUCAUGUGAAAUGGCUAAAGUCCUUGAAAAAUUGGCUAGUGCAGAGUCUGCAUUAUUGGCGGGAGCUGAAGCAUCCAAAAUCACUGCAAAAACAAGAAGAGUUAGAUUUAGCAAAAAAGGAAAUCGAGCAACUCGGAAAAGCAAUCAAACGAGAAGAGGAUGAGAAGGAAAAAAAGACAGUCGAGCUAGACGAAACAUCAUUGGAAAUAACUUCCCUUGAUCCUCAACCGGAACAGUCUUCGUAAGAUGCAGGGAAGGAGUUUAUCAACUGGACAGGGAUUUGCAAAAAGGGCUGUCUCUUGCACGAAGGCUCCCACGAGGAGUUUGCCUCGAAUUUAAUAGCGAUUUAUUAUAUUACUUUUAAAACGUUUCGAGUACGGGUCAAUGACGUCAUUUCAAUGUUCAGUGUGAUAUGCCCCGUUAUGGUUAAUGGAACCAUUAGAAAAAGCUUAUUUGUGAAUAUCAGUCAUUUUACAAGCCUUUUGUAUAUACUGAUUAUCCAGAAUUGUACUUUGGUCUUAAUUGGUUAAAUUUGUUACUCUACGUUUUGAUUAUGAAUUUCACUUGAUGUCCGUUCGUUGUUGAUCACAUCCUUGUAACUCCCUCUUUAUCAAAAAUAAAAUCUUGAAAAACG